Aplosporella prunicola CBS 121167 is the source of this 1806-nucleotide messenger RNA. RefSeq lists its product as uncharacterized. The coding region runs from base 1 to 1806 and encodes 601 amino acids. The record is from RefSeq and is a predicted model, not a curated record. Lineage: Eukaryota; Fungi; Ascomycota; Dothideomycetes; Botryosphaeriales; Aplosporellaceae. The transcript has a single exon.
AUGGACAGACCAGACCGGGUCCCAGCGGGGCUCACUGAUCAAGAGGAUCAAGAUUUUGCCUCGGACGAGUACUUCCAUCGAGCCUCUGAUCGUCCCAAGAAGAAGCGUCGCAUAGCAAAAGAGAAGCCGCUUCCCCCAACUCUCUAUAAGGCCGUGGUGAAGGACCUUGCCGAGGAUUUCGCAACUGCGGCAUCAGAGAAAAUCGACCCAGACAUAAUUGCAAAGAUCAAGAAGUGUUUAGAGAGGGGAAACCACAAAGAUGCGUCUGAGUUAGAAGCCAAGGCUGCGCUUCGUGUGGCCACAAGGCUCAUGGGGCAAUACAACGUCACCCAGGCCGAGGUCCUCAGCACAGCUACCGAAGCCGAGAAGAAGACGCAUGGGGGACGAAGCAUUGUUUCUGUCGUCCACACUGAUGGCUCCAAAAAGCAAGUGAGGCAGUCACUGUUCAUUGGGGACCUUGCUUGGGCCAUGGGGAAAUUCUUUGACGUGAAGCACUUCUCCACCAAGUCUCGCAGUACUUACUCACUCAACAUCACAUUCUACGGUAUUGCAUCCAAUACAGUUCUGGCCGCGAUGGCCUACGAGAUGGCAUACAACUUGAUUCUUGAUUGGGCAAGGCCAAAGAAGGGCAUUGCCGCCAAGAAUAGUUACUGCUUGGGCGCUUCUUACGGGCUUAACAAGAUGGCCAAAGAAGAAAAAGAAGAGGAGAUGGAACGGGCCAAGAAGGCUGAGGCAGAGGAGUUGGAAGCCAGGGAAAAAGAAGAGAUUGCCCAGCGCCAAAAGGAACUAAAUCGACUCAAUUUCGAUUCAAACCAAGCUGGAGUCGAAGACGUAGACGACACGCAGACCAAUGGUGCUGCUACCAAAGACAAACCUGCCUCUCCAACAAAGACGGUAAUAUCCAUUGAUUCUGACUCUGACCCCGCUUCCAACCCUGGCUCUGCUUUCGACUCCGACUCCGUUUCCGACUCUGAUUCAGACACCUCCAUGAACGAUUUCAAUACCGAAGUGCAAGAUACGAGUGAAGAGCAAAAUGAGGAUGAAAGACCUGAGGAUGAUAACACGCAGAACCCUCCAGACGACUCGGACGAUGAUACGGACUUUGGAGCCGAAACGAACUUCACCAACCCGGAGCGCGUAGAACAGGCGCCUGUGUUCACCAACAUCGAUGACGAGGUAGACUACCUCCUGAAAAACGCCCAGACAUCAAUCCGCGUGAAAGAGGAGGCGCGCCAGCCCUCCAUUAUGCACAUUCCCGCCGCCCGCGAUCCGACCGUCCAACCUGCAGCUCGUGACCCGACAGCGCCGCCGGCAGACUCUCUUCCACCUGAGCCUGAGCCUGAACAACUCAAUGCGGGAUGGAAGUCUAAGCAGCAGUUGAUUCUCUUCCACGACACUGCUAUGCACGUUGCAGAUGAUUUCCUCAAAACCAAGGGAGUCAAGCUCUACAAGGGAAAGAAACAUGCUGGCGCCAGUGAUAAGAAGGCCUGGCGUGAGGGUGAAAAGGACAGCCGGAAGAUCAAUGUCCACCGCAAGACACUAAAGGAAAGCAGCGAGGAGGGAGGCGAAGGUGGCGAAGAUGGCGAGGAAGGCGGCCCACAAGAAGGUCAGCAAGCUGACCAACAAGAUGCCAAUCAAGGGGGUCAACAAACCAACAAUCAAGACGGUCAGCGACCUGACAACCAAGAGGGCCAGCAAGCCGAAAAUCAAGAAGGCCAGGGAGAUAAUCACAAAGACAACGGCCAAAAUGGCGAGAAAGACAAAGAACCGGAAAUUAAGCAGGAAAUCAAGCAAGAAGAUGAGUGA